Molecule: messenger RNA, 1599 nt
Organism: Adineta ricciae
Lineage: Eukaryota; Metazoa; Rotifera; Eurotatoria; Adinetida; Adinetidae
Source: the annotation of a GenBank genome assembly
AUGCUCCUUCUUACAAAGACCUCGUCGGUUAAAACGUUCUUUUCUCCAGUGGUGUGUUCUCGGCUUUACCGAGGAUUGAGUUCGAAGAGUAACCCAUCAGAGAAAGAGGCAGAGGAAAAUGCGCAAGCGACGACACCAAUGGAUCCACGCGUACUGGAUCAAAUGUUGCCGUACAUGACGCAUUUUUAUGGAAAUCCCCAUUCGAGAACACAUGCUUUCGGGUGGGAAAGUGAAAAGGCAACUGAAGACGCACGAGAAAAAGUUGCGAAGUUAAUCAAUGCGGAUCCGAAGGAAAUUAUUUUUACCAGUGGAGCUACUGAGUCAAACAAUAUCGCUGUUAAAGGUGUUGGACGGUUCUAUAAAGAAAAGAAGAAACACGUCGUGACAACACAAACUGAGCACAAAUGUGUGUUGGACUCAAUGAGAGUUUUAGAAAGUGAAGGUUUCAAAGUAACUUAUCUUCCAGUGAACAAAAAUGGACUUCUCGAUUUGAAAGAACUCGAAUCUGUUCUCACACCAGAGACAAGUUUAUGUUCAGUGAUGAUGGUCAACAAUGAGAUCGGUGUUCGCCAACCAAUCGAAGAAAUUGGCAAAUUAUGUCGAUCGAAGAAAGUUUUCUUGCAUACGGACGCUGCACAAGCUGUGGGAAAGAUUCCGAUCGACGUUAAUAAGAUGAAUAUCGAUCUGAUGUCAAUCAGUGGACAUAAAAUCUACGGUCCCAAAGGUAUUGGCGCACUUUACAUCCGUCGACGACCACGUGUUCGUCUCGAUCCGAUUCAAACUGGUGGUGGACAAGAGCGCAAUAUUCGGAGCGGAACAGUUCCUACUCCACUUGUCGUCGGUCUCGGCGCUGCAUGUCAAAUAGCUCAAGAAGAACUUCCUAAUGACGAAAAACGUGUUUCACAGUUAGCGAACCGAUUAAUCGAAGGGAUUACCAGUCAAUGUUCACAUGUCAUUCUCAACGGUGAUGCCAAAUCACGUUAUCCUGGCUGUGUCAAUCUCUCCUUUGCUUAUAUCGAAGGCGAGUCAUUGUUAAUGGCACUUAAAGACAUCGCAUUAUCAUCAGGAAGUGCCUGUACAUCUGCAUCAUUGGAGCCAUCGUACGUUCUGCGUGCGAUUGGUGCUGAAGAAGAUUUAGCACAUUCAUCCAUUCGAUUUGGUAUUGGUCGUUUUACCACCGAAGCUGAAGUUGAUUAUACAAUUGCCAAAACAGUUGAACAUGUGAAACGACUUCGCGAAAUGAGUCCACUAUGGGAAAUGCUUCAAGAGGGAAUUGAUUUGAAAAUAUCGAAGAUUUGUGUAAACGUUGCUAUCAUUUGCAAAAGUCGAACAGCGACAUAUUAUGUCAAAGACGAUAGUGAAUUACAAGAACAUAUUGAUGAAAACGAGAAAAUCAUUGAGAAAUAUCAUCGAAAGAUCAAUGAAAUAUUUCAGCUGAUCAAAGAGAAUACAGCUAAUCAGAAGGAGAUCCAUUGGUCACCCAUUGCGUUGGAUUUCAAAAAAAUGGAAGAAGAACAAAAGCGAUCGUGCAUGGAAAAGAAAACUCAACUAAUGACUAAUCAACAAAACAUUCCGGAAGACAAAGGCGUUUAUUUAUAA